CCUACUCUCUUCACAAUCCAAACCCAUGACGACCAGGUUCUUAGCGAUCGUCUUCGGCCUGGCCGCGCUGCUGCUCGGCUCCUCCGGCGGUGUGGUGGCCAUCAUCAGCGCCUCCCUGUUCGACCAGAUGCUGAAGCAUCGCAACGACGCUGCCUGCCCAGCCAGCGGGUUCUACACCUACAACGCCUUCGUGACCGCCGCCAACUCCUUCCCCGGAUUCGGAACGACCGGCGACGCCGCCACCCAGAACCGGGAGGUCGCUGCCUUCCUGGCUCAGACUUCUCACGAGACAACUGGUGGCUGGCCCAGCGCACCCGACGGCCCAUAUGCAUGGGGCUACUGCUUCAUCCGAGAACGAGAUCCUCCUUCGGACUACUGCUCCGCCGACGCGCAAUGGCCGUGCGCCGCCGGACAGAGUUACUACGGCCGCGGCCCGAUCCAACUCACCCACAAUUACAAUUACGGCCCAGCUGGGAGUGCCAUCGGUUCGAACCUCCUGAGUAAUCCGGACUUGGUCGCUACGGACGGAGUUAUAUCCUUCAAAACGGCCAUUUGGUUCUGGAUGACACCGCAGGGGAACAAACCCUCGUCCCACGACGUGAUCACCGGACGAUGGACGCCCUCCGAUGCCGAUCGAGCGGCUGGAAGACUUCCAGGGUACGGGGUCAUCACCAACAUCAUCAAUGGAGGGAUCGAGUGCGGCAAAGGUUCGAACGCUCAGGUCGCGGAUCGGAUUGGAUUCUACAAGAGAUACUGUGACUUGCUGGGGUUGAACUAUGGCGAUAAUUUGGACUGCUACAACCAAAGACCGUUUAACGCUUAGUUUAAUACGAAAUGAUGAUAUAUCAUAAUGAAUAAAUCGGUUGCUUCGAUAUAUAUGCUGUAAUGACACUAGCUAGCUAGUGUUCUAAUAAAGACUUGAUAAAGUUGGAGAUGUUUGAAAAGCUUCACUUUUUAAAAUUAUCAGAUUUAUGUUUA
Zingiber officinale is the source of this 978-nucleotide messenger RNA. Its product is annotated as endochitinase-like. Gene Ontology annotation, biological process: defense response to fungus; chitin catabolic process; carbohydrate metabolic process. Lineage: Eukaryota; Viridiplantae; Streptophyta; Magnoliopsida; Zingiberales; Zingiberaceae. The coding region runs from base 26 to 823 and encodes 265 amino acids. Gene Ontology annotation, molecular function: chitinase activity. The transcript has 3 exons. The record is from RefSeq and is a predicted model, not a curated record.